GUAAACGUCAGCGCUGUCAUUUGGUACACGUUCUAGUUGUCUAUCACUGUUCCUAAUUUUUCGCAACUAACCGGUGUUUAGAAAAUUAUAUACUAACCAUGAGUUAUUCUUCAUGGAUUAGCAAGUUCCACACGUGUGUAUUUGUUGUCUUUUCAUUUGUAAUAUGUGCGCAGUCCGAUGUACCGAGACCUCGCGGGGUAUCUUUAUCUAAAGCGUCCCUGUACCCACCGGACAAAGAUUUCACCUGUUUUGAUGGAACUAUUACAAUACCUUUUAGUUAUGUAAACGAUGAUUACUGCGACUGUUUCGACGGGAGCGAUGAGCCGGGUACAUCGGCCUGUCUGAAUGGUGUUUUCCAUUGUGCUAAUGCAGGGCAUCGACCGCAGAAUAUUCCGAGUUCGCGGGUCAACGACGGUGUUUGUGAUUGCUGCGAUGGCACCGACGAGUAUACCACCCCAGAUGCGUGCCGCAACAUAUGCGAAGAGCUCGGCCGAGAAGCCAGGGCAGAAGCUCAGAGGCUGGCAGAACUACAUAAGGCAGGUAGCCAGGUGAGAAUAGAACUUAUUGAGAAAGGAAACAGAAAACGGAGCGACAUGGCUGAACAGCUUGCCCAACUAGAAAAAGAUAAAGCUGAUGCUGAGAAAAUCAAGGCUGAAAAGGAAUCCCUAAAAAGUGAGUUGGAGGCAAAAGAAAAUGAAGCACUUAAAGUGUACCGUGAAGCAGAAGAGGAAGAGAGACAAAAGAAAGCAGAAGAGGAAAGACAAACCCAUAUGAAAGAAGCAACAGAACAUUUUGAAAGAUUUGACUCAAAUAAUGAUGGAGUACUUACCAAAGAUGAGAUUCAGGUUGUAAAUGUGUUUGACAAAGAUAAGGAUGGACAAGUAGAUGAAGAAGAGUUCAAAUAUUUCCUCAAUGAUCAUGAAAGUGUUGAUAAGGAGACCUUCAUUACCACUACCUGGCCAUUGUUGAAGCCUUUGAUGAUGAUGGAACAAGGCAUGUUCAAACCAGCUGAAGAUCCAGCUGAAGACCAUGAACUUGAACAUGAUCCUGAAGAAGAAAUAGAUGAUGUAGGUAAAGAAAUUGAUGAAGAGUUAGACACUGAUGAUGAACAUGGUGAUACUGAACUUCCUAGUGAUGACAUUGAAGACCAUGAUGAACCUCAGCAGGCUCAAACUUAUGAUGAUGAGACACAGAAGUUAGUUGAGGAAGCCUCAGAGGCCCGUCGCCAGUUGACAGAUGCCGAACGUACAGUUAGAGAAAUUGAAUCUAAUAUCAGAAAUAUUAAAGAAAACUUAGAAAAAGACUAUGGUCUAAACCAAGAGUUUGCCACACUUGAUGGUGAAUGCUUUGAGUAUGAAGAUAAGGAAUAUGUUUACAAGAUUUGUUUGUUCCAAAAAGUUACUCAGAAAUCAAAGAAUGGUGGGUCAGAAAUUGGGCUUGGUAACUGGGGAGAAUGGGCAGGUGAUGAAAAUAACAAAUACUCGGCAAUGAAAUACACAAAUGGUGUUAGCUGUUGGAAUGGACCUAGCCGAUCUACCACUGUCCAGAUCCAGUGUGGCCUAGAAACCCAACUUCUGUCUGUCACAGAACCAUUCCGCUGUGAAUAUAGAAUGGAGCUAAGCACUCCAGCUGCUUGUGAUGAUACCCAUACACACCAGCAAUCAUCACAUGAUGAGCUGUGAAAUAGUUCACAGCAUACAUUUCACACCUUCAGGUGAACAGUUAACAUUAAUUAUUGUCUAAGAAACGAAGUGAAUCAGUCAUCAUGUCCAAUCUACGUUGUAUAAUAUGUAUGUGUAUUUUGUCACAACCCUUUUCUGCCGUCAUUGAAUGAAAUGUGUAACUUCAAUGUUAUUUUCCAUAGGAAAAUUAACUUGUAGAGUAAGUAGAGAAUAAUAAUAAUUUUAGAACGUAAUGCAAAUCACAACUUCAAUUGUUUCAGUUUUUCUAAUUUAUUUUGAACUAUUUUAUCUAUAAGUAUGUAUGAAGACUGAAGCAAUAUACCUAACAGCAUUUCAAACAGUAAUUUAUAAUUUCUUACACAUUCCUGAAACACAAGGCUGUUUUAGUACAUGUAAUAGUAAGUCAAAUAAAAAUUGAAGAAGUGAACAAAACAAUGUGAGUGAUCAAUAAAUGUUGUUUUUUAUUGAAUUUAA
This is a messenger RNA of Pectinophora gossypiella (pink bollworm), 2156 nucleotides long. It is a transcript of the gene GCS2beta, whose product is annotated as glucosidase 2 subunit beta. Gene Ontology annotation, cellular component: glucosidase II complex. Lineage: Eukaryota; Metazoa; Arthropoda; Insecta; Lepidoptera; Gelechiidae. Gene Ontology annotation, biological process: N-glycan processing. The transcript has a single exon. The coding region runs from base 99 to 1682 and encodes 527 amino acids. The record is from RefSeq and is a predicted model, not a curated record. Gene Ontology annotation, molecular function: calcium ion binding; protein binding.